AAAGCCGCCGCUUUCUUCCAACAUCCCCACCAAAACAACCUUCGACCAUGUGUAUUUGUGUCGCUCUGGCAAGAGCUUCCGUGCUUCAACCAUUCCGUCAGUCUGCUCGUUCUGCCGUCUCUUCUCGUCUAUUCCUGUUGAGCCCACGACCUCUCAGCACUCUUGCAAUUCUUGAACACAGAGAGGGAAGGAUAUCAGCUCAAUCAUUCCCGGUCGUCACUGCUGCCUCGAAAUUCGGUGGGCCUAUCACGGUUUUACUUGCAGGCUCAGGUUCGAAGGAGGUAUCAACGCAAGCUGCGAAACUCAAUGGCGUUGAGAAGGUGAUUUACGCUUCGAACAAUGCCUACGACAAGGUACCCCCCCACUCUUGAGCUCGGACACCGUCUAUCCUCUCUUCCAAGGUCAACACUCUCACUCACAUUACCCUUAGGGAUUGCCCGAGAACUUUGCACCUCUACUCGUCGAGAAUAUUAAGAAGGGAAAUUUCACACAUGUUGUCGGUGCUCACUCGGCAUUUGGCAAGAACAUUCUUCCACGAGCAUCUGCUCUGCUGGACGUUCAACAGAUCUCCGACUGUAUUGAGAUCAAGGACGAAAAUACCUUUGUCCGACCCAUUUAUGCCGGUAACGCCAUAGCGACGGUCAGGUCUACCGACACAAUCAAGAUUGUCACUAUCCGAGGAACUGCAUUCUCCCCAGCGGAAGAGACAUCAAGUUCAGCGACCGUCGAGGAGGCGCCUGUAGACCCUGAUGCAGAAUGCACGACAGCUUGGGUAUCUGAGAAUCUCACUAGAUCAGAGAGGCCAGACUUGGGAACCGCUCCAAAGGUUGUUUCAGGUGGGCGAGGACUUAAGGAUAAGGAGAACUUUGAUAGAUUAAUGCCCCCACUCGCAGAUGCCCUUGGCGCUGCCAUUGGUGCCUCAAGGGCUGCCGUGGAUGCCGGGUUCGCGGAUAACAGUUUACAAAUUGGCCAGACGGGGAAGGUCGUUGCUCCUCAGCUUUACCUAGCGGCUGGGAUCUCAGGAGCCAUCCAACAUCUGGCAGGAAUGAAGGAUUCCAAGGUUAUCGCUGCCAUUAACAAGGGUAUGCACGAACCAUACGAGAAAUACCAAGGAUAACCGCCAGUACUAAUACGGUAUGCGAUAGAUCCCGAUGCGCCAAUAUUUCAGGUUGCCGAUGUCGGGUUAGUGGCAGAUCUGUUCCAGGCUGUGAGUUAAUCUGCCUGUUUAAACUACACUUCCGAUUAUUGGCUAAUAAUCCACCUGACAGAUACCGGAGCUCACUGAAAAAUUGAAUACAGGGAACAAGUAACCACAUUUUUUCAAUUGGUCACAUUAGUAGUGCAUAGAUGGCUCUAAAAUAUCAUGUCGCCGACACCAGUAAAGUGCCAUAAUUUAUCCUCCAUGGCCGCCACUAACCAAGUCAAUUAUCGCACGAAUAUACAAAGCCGUGAAAGAUCCAAUUUUCUUUCCCACCCAAAACAUAAGCCUAUUUUACUUUUUGGGGCCCCCAGGGAUGAUAUGCGCAUUAUACCGUGCCUGUUUAAUUAUUAGAGUGGUGGAUGCCAGCAGAAUCUCACUAUCAGGAUUGUAAACAGGGUUCUCCAAACAUUUACCACUGAUCAUGGACAGCUUGCCGUCCUAUAGGAGCUAUAGAAGCUACCUGCAUAGUUCUGGUAAUACUGUAAUUGAUAUUAUUACUAUAGGCAACUUGCUUGUGCAAUGUAAAGCAUUCAUGUAUGGUGCCUGCCAUCCAAAACGUGCACCAAAGUUGAACUUCCCAAAUUAGAUAAGCUUCACAACUAGUAUGAUAGCAUUAUGGGAGAUUAAAGAGAAAGUGCAGGAGAAUAAGCAUGAGUUCUUUCUUUCCUAUAAUGCUACUAGUUGUGAAGCCU
Molecule: messenger RNA, 1893 nt
Organism: Tuber aestivum (summer truffle)
Lineage: Eukaryota; Fungi; Ascomycota; Pezizomycetes; Pezizales; Tuberaceae
Source: the annotation of a GenBank genome assembly